CUGUGCGCUCUCGCUGAGGGCUCUACACGGGACUGUCCAAGAGGGAAGUCGGCUCUCAGCUCUGUCUUGAUCUUGUCAAAGGCACCCUCCAGCCAUCCAGCUCUUGGUGGGGAAACUGAGACAAAGAGAGAUGACAACUUGGGACCAGGGUCUUGGCUCUCUAGUCUGGGUCACUGCACCCUCCUUGCAGCCUUGGCGACCCCAGAGCAGGUGAGAGGAACUCUGGCCACCUCCUCCUUCAGUGGGGCCAAGCCUGAACCCGGGCGUCGGGGGAGAGGGUGUGUGUGCGCUGGGAGGAGGGGGCGCGGCUGCACUCCCGGGGUCAAGGCGGGGGGUGCGAGGAGUGGGGUGGGGAUGCCCCGGGCUCGGGGAGGGGCCGCAGCUCUGUCUGCCGCGGCACAGCCGCCCGUGAGCUCGGCGCGAGUAGAGUCAGAGCCCCCAGUUCUUUGCUCGCCCGCUCGCUUGCUUCUGGAUCGCUCCCUCCCUUCCUCCCUCCCUUCCUCCCGGCGGCCGCGGCGGCGCUGGGGAAGCGGCGAAGAGGAGUGGCCCUGCCCUGGAAGAAUGCGGCUCUGCCGAGGGGGCAGAACCCGACGCAGUCUCCCCACGGUUUGAGCAGCCCGAGCCAAGCCCAGGCGACCCAACCCCGCCGGUGGCGGACCCCGCAGCGGAGCAGCUGGAGGCCCUGAUUGAUCUGCCCACCGGAGCCUUCGGGCCCGGGCUUCGACAUGCUGGAGGAGCCCCGGCCGCGGCCUCCGCCCUCGGGCCUCGUGGGUCUCCUGUUCCUGGCGUUGUGCAGUCGGGCCCUAAGCAAUGAGAUUCUGGGCCUGAAGCUGCCCGGUGAGCCGCCGCUGACCGCCAACACCGUGUGCUUGACGCUGUCCGGCCUGAGCAAGCGGCAGCUGGGCUUGUGCCUGCGCAGCCCCGACGUGACGGCGUCCGCGCUUCAGGGCCUGCACAUCGCGGUCCACGAGUGUCAGCACCAGCUGCGCGACCAGCGCUGGAACUGCUCGGCGCUCGAGGGCGGCGGCCGCCUGCCGCACCACAGCGCCAUCCUCAAGCGCGGUUUCCGUGAGAGUGCUUUUUCCUUCUCCAUGCUGGCUGCUGGGGUCAUGCAUGCAGUAGCCACGGCCUGCAGCCUGGGCAAGCUGGUGAGCUGUGGCUGCGACUGGAAGGGCAGUGGUGAGCAGGACCGGCUGAGGGCCAAGCUGCUUCAGCUGCAGGCACUUUCCCGGGGCAAGAGUUUCCCCCACUCCCUGCCCAGCCCAGGCCCUGGCUCAGGCCCCAGCCCUGGCCCCCAGGACACAUGGGAAUGGGGUGGCUGUAACCAUGACAUGGACUUUGGAGAGAAGUUCUCUCGGGAUUUCUUGGAUUCCAGGGAAGCUCCCCGGGAUAUCCAGGCACGAAUGAGAAUCCACAACAACAGGGUGGGGCGCCAGGUGGUAACUGAAAACCUGAAGCGGAAAUGCAAGUGCCAUGGCACGUCAGGCAGCUGCCAGUUCAAGACAUGUUGGAGGGCCGCCCCAGAGUUCCGGGCAGUGGGGGCAGCGUUGAGAGAGCGGCUGGGCCGGGCCAUCUUCAUCGAUACCCACAACCGCAACUCUGGAGCCUUCCAACCUCGCCUGCGUCCCCGUCGCCUCUCAGGAGAGCUGGUCUACUUUGAGAAGUCUCCUGACUUCUGUGAGCGAGACCCCACUGUGGGCUCCCCAGGCACACGGGGCCGGGCCUGCAACAAGACCAGCCGCCUGCUGGAUGGCUGUGGCAGCCUGUGCUGUGGCCGAGGGCACAAUGUGCUCCGGCAGACACGAGUUGAGCGCUGUCAUUGCCGCUUCCACUGGUGCUGCUACGUGCUGUGUGAUGAGUGCAAAGUCACAGAGUGGGUCAACGUGUGUAAGUGAGGGUCAGCUGGGGAAGGGGAGGGGCACCUUUUCAGCCUUUUGCUCUGAUUUCUGUCCAGGGUCAAUCUUGGCCCCCGGAAGCUCAAAGUAUCUACCUGGAAACAGCUUUAGGGGUGGUGGGGGUCAGGUGGAGUCUGUGAUGUGCCGCCUUCACCCCCACAGUAGGAGGACCUUGGAGGGAAGCUGCCUUCCCUCUUCUGCUCCUUAAACACCUGAAUAGGCUAAGAUGAAAUGCACUGUGUUGUCCCCCUCUCCCCAACCCUGGGGUCCCUUUAACUCUGAUUCAUACUCCUUUUGGCUGAGGAGUCCCUAGAGUUUGACCACUCCUCUCCUUAGAGGCAUAGCUCCAGACAUUGUGUGGAGCCAUAAGACCUGUAUCUAGAAAGAGGCCACUCACUCCAUGGCUAUUUCCAAACUCCCUCUGCUGCAGCCUGGGCACCACCUUGUGGGGUAAUGGGAGACAGUGGUAGAGAGGUUUUUCUUGGGGAAGGCACAGUGCUGGGGGGGGGGGUGCUCUCCCCUGAGUCCCCAAAGAGUCAUCUGUCCAGGCCCUUAGGGAAGCUGUCGCCACUAAUUCAGAUGUUAAAGGGGACCCUCCAAAGGAAGAGUUUUCCCUAAGACUCUCUGAGCCUCUUUUUCUUUCCUCGGCAGGAGGGGUGUGAAUGGAUAAUUUAUUGUACUGAGACUUGUUCUUGGUUCCUGUUUGUAACUAAAUAAAUUAAGCUACUGGA
Messenger RNA from Equus quagga, 2626 nucleotides. It is a transcript of the gene WNT10B, whose product is annotated as Wnt family member 10B. The record is from RefSeq and is a predicted model, not a curated record. The transcript is spliced from 5 exons. Gene Ontology annotation, molecular function: frizzled binding; cytokine activity. Lineage: Eukaryota; Metazoa; Chordata; Mammalia; Perissodactyla; Equidae. Bases 726 to 1895 code for a protein of 389 amino acids. Gene Ontology annotation, cellular component: extracellular region. Gene Ontology annotation, biological process: neuron differentiation; canonical Wnt signaling pathway; cell fate commitment.